Molecule: messenger RNA, 4021 nt
Organism: Hyposmocoma kahamanoa
Lineage: Eukaryota; Metazoa; Arthropoda; Insecta; Lepidoptera; Cosmopterigidae
Gene: bdg
Exons: 13
Coding region: 147-3605 (1152 amino acids)
Biological process (GO): sodium ion transmembrane transport
Cellular component (GO): membrane
Source: RefSeq, a predicted model, not a curated record
UGGAAAAUUGUUUCUCCUAAAUAUUGUAUGUUUCUUAAUUGACUGUGCUAAAUAGUGUAGUUUGAUCAAGGAGCUUGUUUAUUUCGAGGCUUGUUACAGGGUUGUCGCCGAGACGAGCGGGCUAUGAGUUGGGUCAUGCAAUAAACAUGGAAGUGGUAAACACAAGUGAAGGUCUAUAUGAGCAAAGAGAGAAUAUACCAGGAAGUAGUACCGACAGCGACGCUUCCAGCACGGUGGAGAGCAGUGAACAACUGAGCGAAGAGAUAGACCAAUCAGACGAUGAUGACGAUCUAAGAGAAGACCUUCAAAAGACUAUUCCCGAAUGCUACAAAUCCGACUCAAACAUUACAUCACAUGCAUCCAGUGACAUCACAAACGAUGAAGAAUUUCAAGCAACGGCCCUUUGCCAGUUUAUGGAUAUUUUAAACGAUCUAGAUGAGGUUUUAGACAAGUCUUUAUUAGCUUGCCUUGAUGAUCCGAGCAACUUUGACAGUGACGAAGAAGAUCUCAUCUGUAAAAUAAAAGAAUGUAUUGGUCAUUCCGAAGCGUCUCAUUCUGAAGAUCUAAGUUCUAUAGACGAUAAUACUCAAGUAGUAUGUGGUGCCCAUCCUUCAGCGUCAGUUUUAGAAGACGAUGUCACAGAAGUAAUUUCUGAAAGGCCACAUUUGACAUUAGGUCGAUCCAAAAGUUUUGUUGAUCUAUCUGAAACCCAAAGACAAAGCAUGGUAACUUCAUUAGAGAGAGCGAGCACAAUGAAUGAUCACUUACGUAAUUCAAUGCGUCGAUUGGACCCUAUAAUGCUGCCAGCUAUAUCAACAGAGAAUGUGGAGCCUUUAACACUCCCAGUUAUAUUAUUUUUAGAGCAUCAUGCUAAUUUGCGGCCUACAAGUGCGCCUAUACAAUUGCAAUUGACCGCUGCUAACUUGAGUAAUAAUGGUGCGUCCGGGCCCCUGAUCGUGGGUCGCAGAGCUCUGCUAAUGAAUCGAGCCUUGUCACUGCCAUCACCAGGGGAGAGCGACGUGACAGGAGAGUGGACUGGGCGGAACACAGCUCGAAGUACUGCUCGAAGUUCUACAACAAGUUCGUCAGACGAAUCACUAGCAGGAGUCAUGCCAAUGAACCAAAUUACCGCCCCUGCUGACGAGAGACUCGAAGAAACUGACGAUCCACCGUUCGGUGUAUGGCCACAUCGCAUGAGUGCUAUGCUGGCGUGCCUCAGCUGCACCGUGGGAAUAUUUAACAUUUCGCGAUUUGCCAUAUUCAGUGUUCAUUUUGGAGCAAGCUUCAUAAUACAGUUCGUGAUGCUAUCGCUGUUGAUCGGAAUCCCAUUGUUUACACUAUACUUAUGUCUGGGACAAGUACUAGAAUCCGGGCCGGUGGAUAUGUGGAGGAUAUCCCCUAUAUUCCAAGGAGUGGGAGUGUCAAUACUCAUCACGCAGGCUGUCAUAGGGAUGUACAGUAUCAUUGGCCUAUCUUGGAUUUUUGUUUAUUUCCGAGAUUCAUUCAUAUCUACCGAUGAUAGAUACAAAUGGGCAUUACCACAUGAAUACAAUUUCGAAGACGGGGCUAUAAAAAACGGUACAUUUAAGAUACAAGAGACGUUACCUCAGUACUUCAAUAGCGAAGUAUUACAAAGAAAUUUGGGGGCCAGCAAUUCGUACUUUGGAACAAUAAAGUUUCAAGUUGCAUUUAACUUAGCCGUAGUGUGGAUGAUUGUCUUCGUCGCGCUCAGCAAAGGAUUGAGGUCUUACGGCAAGGCAGUGUACAUGUUGAUAUUUCUACCCAUAUGUGGCACUUUGGUGUUAUGUACCAAGCUACUGACGCUCAUACCGUACGACACAGUGACUAAUAUUUUCUCCGAGACUGAGUGGAGCGAAUUCUUCAUUAACAGUAACAGUUGGGCGGCGGCAACACAAGAGACGUUUCUAACAUGGGGCUUGCUUGGAGCGUGUAUAAUGCAGUUGACGUCACAUAAGAAUGCCAAAAAUAAGACAAAUGUAAUGUUGCAAAGGGAGAGUGCCUAUAUUGCAGUGUUUACAUUCGCAGUGCUUCUUCUUGGAUCGUUCCUAGCGAACGCCUGCGUGCUUAUAUUGAAAAACUAUGGCUUCAAUUACCUACCUGGUAGUUACGAAACAAUAAAAUCAUCGCAAUUCCUAUGGCCAACAUCAGAACCGCUGCCAGGCAAUCAAGUAUCAACUCCAGUACGAUUCAUGGGCCAUUACGGAAGCUUAGUUGGUGUGACUGUGUGGAAGAAUGGCAACAACCCACGCGCGUUGAGCGGUUGGCAACCGUUACAAUUGGCCACACAACUUGUGCCAGCCACGCUAGCUGUUCUACCUGCUAAUUUGCUCUCUCCAGCCUGGGCAGUUAUAUUCUACUUCAUCUUGAUAAUGUUCGGGCUGGCACAACAACUGGCAAUAUGGCACUGCGUCAUCACAGGCAUUCUGGCCAUCGAUGCGAGAUCACUUCGCGUCUGGGAGACCACAAUAACAUUCCUGAGUUGCGUCUUUGGAUUGGCUAUGGGGCUUUUGCUCACUACUGAUGCGGGCAUCAGAAUAGUCCACUUCAUAGACUACGUAUGGGUGGGAUCGUGGUGGCAGUGCGCAGUACAAGUGUCGCUUGCGUGUGGCGUGUUCGUAGUACGCGGUCGACCUUAUUCACCGGACGUCGUAGUGGGCGCUCUCUACGAUUCCCGCUCCAGAUUGUCCGCCACUUUAGCUGCAUUGCUCAGUUUUACCUGGACCGUUAUAUUGCCUGUUUUGUUGUGUGCAAUAUGCGUAAUGGAUUUCCGUAUUGGACAACAACGACAACUUUAUAGUUGGAGGAAACCUGCAGGAUACUGGCCAAUAUGGGCGCGGCAACUGGCCGUGUUAUUGCAACAGGGCGCGCUGCUGAUUGUACCAGUCGGUGCCUUCAUACAGACAUGGCGGUACAUGAGUAAAGGGCCGCCUGAUAUAUUGGAGCGCAUCCAAAACCUAUAUCGGCCUCGCAUGGGCCCGAAUAGCUCGGGUCGUCCGUCGUCGGCUCCGCCGCGCGAUGCUCGGCCGCCGUCCGCCACUGCGCCCGCGCCAGACCCCCCGCCCAAGUACACUCCCCCGCCGUCGUACUCUACUGCUACUGGUGCUAGGUUGCUGAAUACGCUUAGACGGAGUUUUAGAACGCUCAGGAGAAUAACAUCGGCGCGUACGGAGCAAUCACAAUCCGACGAAACAAUGAACACGCCGAUCACGCUAAGCGAAACGGUUGACCGCGAACAGCAGGCUCGAGAAUCUCAACCUCCGGAAUAUAGCGGCGUUUUUGCCACGCCUUCUAUCACAAUCACAGAUGAGACUGACUCCAGAUCUAAUCGUCCAAGGUCAUCGACCUCCAGGAACUCCCUAUCUCUAACCCGCAACUAUUUAAGAAGGUCCUUCGUCCGCAAAAGCGACUCAGUAAAAAGCAUCCGAUCAAGUUUGCGACGAAGUUUCAAAUAUGGUGGUGCCUUAACAAGCAGCCAUGAGCAGCUGGUGCGAGGGGCUGAACCGAUGUCCAGCACAGUGGCCAUGUCCGCGAUGUUGGAUAGCGAUGGCUCCCCGCACGCGCGUAGCCUCGCCUCUGUGAUAUGAUUCUCGUAACCUUAUUUUUCCGGUCUCGACCAAACUUUUUUGUAAAUUCAUAUAGAUUGUUGUGCAGGGUCCAUUCGAGCUGGAAAUUAUUUUCGGAACUGACCUGUACCAUGAGUGAAAAUGUUACUUCGUGCAUCGCUUGGGGCGCUGUACAACUUGCCAUACAAAAUUGAUAAAUAUUUGACGUGGACGCUAGCCACAACUCGCUGUAAACUCAUGGUAGAGGCAAAGUAUCUAUACCACGAAAUGGUAGUGUUAAGUCACUACAAGAAUGAUUCUCGCAAUAAAAAUAUUUAACAUUUCGUAAAUCAUAUUUUAAGCGAUCGCUAGGAAUUUACAAACUGUAAUCUCAAUGUGGAGAUACAGUACUGUAGUAAAAAUGAGUUAAACAAGUGUUUCGAAUACUAGUGAUAUUA